Messenger RNA from Cynoglossus semilaevis (tongue sole), 667 nucleotides. RefSeq names its product retinal cone rhodopsin-sensitive cGMP 3',5'-cyclic phosphodiesterase subunit gamma-like. Gene Ontology annotation, biological process: positive regulation of epidermal growth factor receptor signaling pathway; positive regulation of G protein-coupled receptor signaling pathway; visual perception. The record is from RefSeq and is a predicted model, not a curated record. Gene Ontology annotation, molecular function: cGMP binding; 3',5'-cyclic-nucleotide phosphodiesterase activity. The transcript is spliced from 3 exons. Lineage: Eukaryota; Metazoa; Chordata; Actinopteri; Pleuronectiformes; Cynoglossidae. Bases 132 to 359 code for a protein of 75 amino acids. Gene Ontology annotation, cellular component: photoreceptor outer segment membrane.
GUCAGGCCGACAAGGAUUAGCCAAUCAGAGGACUUUAAAAAGGAGUCCGGCAGGAGAGGACCAUCACAGAGCAGAAACUGACCGCACAUCAGACUUCAGACUCAGAACCUCUGCAGAAGUAAUCACUCGAAAUGGCAGACGUAGCCGUUGCAGCUCCGGUCGACAAGAGGGCACCGCCCAAAUUCAAGCAGAGGACUGCUCGCACCUUCAAGAGCAAGGCUCCCAAACCAGGCCAGAAGGGAUUCGGAGACGACAUUCCCGGCAUGGAGGGUCUGGGCACCGACAUCACCGUGGUCUGCCCAUGGGAAGCCUUCGGGGACAUGGAGCUGAGCGACCUGGCCAAAUAUGGAAUAGUUUAGUCCCUGUUCCUCUGACCCUGGUCCUCGUCCACCCGUAGACACACGAGCCACGUGUUGUUAAACUGUUAAACGUCUGCUGCCUGAGUGCUUUAGUAAAAGGAAACUUCCAAAUGAAGAGAUUUGAACAAAAACCCAGCACUUUUACCUGAUGAAUGCACUUUACCGUUCGCUCCUCACCCUCUGACUCACCCCUGCCUUGUCUCCCCGACCCAAGCUUUUUAACAAUAGUAAUGAAAGGGAUUUAUUUUGUUGGAAGGAAACGUCGAACCAGAACGUCAGUGAGAAAUAAAUGUUUAUAUUUUCCCAGA